This is a messenger RNA of Cuscuta campestris, 649 nucleotides long. The record is from the annotation of a GenBank genome assembly. Lineage: Eukaryota; Viridiplantae; Streptophyta; Magnoliopsida; Solanales; Convolvulaceae.
CGUGGGAGAAAACCGAGUUUCUCGUACUUUAAGAUUUGAGGCUGUGAAGCUUAUGUAAAACGUCUCAUGAUGUCUAGUAAGUUGGAGCCUAAAUCUGAUAAAGUAAUUUUUGUGGGAUACCCCAAGGAAACUAGAGGGUAUGAGUUCUAUCAUCCAUCCGAUAACAAAAUUUUCGUUGCUCGGAAUGGAACCUUCCUUGAGAAGGAGUUUCUUUCUGCUAUCACUAGUGGGAGAAAGGUAGACCUCGAAGAAAAUCGAGAACCACAAGAAGAAGUCCCGAUAGUGUUGGAACCUGAGCAAAGAGAUCAAGCAAUUGAACCUCAAAUUUCUCAAGAUUUACCACGUAGGUCAGACCGGAUACGUAAUCCUCUGGUCAGAUAUGGAUUUCUCAUGUCUGAUGAAGGUUUUGAUAUUGACAAACUGUCGGGAAAAUGGAACAAAAUGAAAAGAUUCAAAGAGUUAGAAAAAGUUCUUUGAAGGAACAAAAAGCACAAGAAAGGCAUUGAAGUUUCUAAAGAUGGCGACAUAUGCGUUUUGAAGACGUUGUCUAAAUAUUUAGGGGCAUGAAGAUAGGGAGACAAGACAGCUGCUGCAAUUGGGACCAAAGAAUCCAACAAACCUUCAGCUCCAAAAAAACAGCCCUGGCAGU